CGCAGCGCCCAUGCAGUGCGCCGCUCACGGGGCGCUCGCGGGGACGCCUCGGAGGGGCCGCCCGGGCCUGCAGGCUGCGAGGGCCUGGCGGUGCGCGCCCGUGGCCGCCGCGCCCCUGCCGCGCGGGCUGUGCGCGGCGGCGGCGCCGGGCCCCGUGCGGCCCGCCGGUUGGAGCCGGUCGGAGGCGCUGGAGCUGCUGCGGCAGGCGGCAGGGGGCAGCCUGGAGACCCACGCGUGCGCGAACGUCUGCUCGUGGGGCCCGCGUGCGCCGCGGAGGACUGGGGCCGGCGGCGGAGGAGGAUUCCGAGGGCGGCGCGGCGGUCGAGUGCGGGGUGUCCGAGGGCCUGCUCACGGCGGAGGUCUGCCAGCAGGUGGGCGCGCGCGACUUCGUCCUCCUGUCCACGCUGGCAGGCAGGCUGGCGUCGCAGCUGCCCGCGGCGGCUCCCGAGGUGAUCCUCCGCGUCUGCGGCGCCUACGCGGGGCUGGCGGCGCUCAACGCGCCGCUGUUCAACGCCGCCGCAGAGGCGCUGCUGGCAUGCUGGCCGGCCGCUGGGCCCGGCCGGGGGCCGACGGCGGCGCAGGCGGCCGCUGCUGCGCGCGCGUUCGCGGCGCAGCGGGUGCGGCACGAGCGGCUGUUUCAGCGGCUGGGCGAGCUGUUCCGGGAGCGCGGCGCCUCGGAGGCGACGCCGGGCGAGGCGCUGAGCUUGCUGCGCUCGCACGCGCUGCUGCGCCUGGGGGAGCAGCUGCACGACGGACCCGACUCUGGGAGUCCCUCGAGGCGCAGGCGCUUAGCCCGGGCCUCCAGGAACUCGGGCCCGGCCCGAUCUCCGAGCUGUGCCACGCGCUGCUCGUGGCUGGGCGCGCCGACGCGAGGCUGCAGGACAUGCAGCGGAUGCUGGAGGCGAUCGCCGCGCCCGUGCUGUCCGCGGAGGACGGGUUCCUGGCCCCUGGGGGCUCCUGCGGGCCCGUGCUGCACCGCAGGCUGCUGCUGCUGA
Messenger RNA from Prorocentrum cordatum, 995 nucleotides. Lineage: Eukaryota; Dinophyceae; Prorocentrales; Prorocentraceae. The record is from the annotation of a GenBank genome assembly.